Molecule: messenger RNA, 1708 nt
Organism: Plutella xylostella (diamondback moth)
Lineage: Eukaryota; Metazoa; Arthropoda; Insecta; Lepidoptera; Plutellidae
Product: ribitol 5-phosphate transferase FKRP
Biological process (GO): protein O-linked glycosylation via mannose
Cellular component (GO): Golgi apparatus
Source: RefSeq, a predicted model, not a curated record
GUAAAAUCACAAAUAAAAUUUUAUGGAUUUCUUUUCUUCUAACAUUUAACACUAUUCAGUGAUAAUUGAUGGCAAAAAUGAAACAGGCAUAAAAUAAUGCUUAUCCGUUGUAUGCGGGGCCGAUUAACUUUCAAGCUUUACGUAGUUUUUACUAUUGUUUUUAUAUUUAUUGUGACUGGCUAUUUGUUUCCUCAAUUUAAGCUUAAUCCUAUUGCUCCCGUGACUGUUGCACCUGGAGCACCUCUGAAGACAUCCCGUCACUUGUCGAAGGCUUUGACGGUCGUUUUCCGGCAGUUCGAGGAGUUUGAGAACGAUGUCGCCGACAGCGUGCAGUCAUUUGUUUCGGCCUUCCCCAACAUGCCAGUGCUGGUGGUGUCCAAGAACGUGCCCUACCCGCCGUUCCCAUUCUCAGUCAAUAACGAGACAUUGCGGAACGUAAAAGUGAUUUCACUGGAGCUAAGACUCAAUGCUGCACCGCAGGAAUUGAACCCACUCACUCACAUAAGCAGUGAAUAUGUUUUGUUUGUGCCUGACUCGACUAGAGUCUCUAGACGCGUAUUGCAGUUGGCCUCAACUGCUCUGUCAUCAACAGCCAACAUGAUAGCAAUAGGAGUGGGUAAUGCCCACCUCAUUUGUCAGCAAAUCCACUGGGACUACCCUAACUGGACUCUACAGUACAACAAGAGUCCUCAGGAGAAGGACUGUGAUGCAGUUCACGGGCAGCAUGCACUGCUGAUGCGGACAUCUCUGUUAAAGUCUUUGCCCGAGCCAUUCAUGUUGCCAUUCCCUGAGUCUUUAUAUCUGCAGUCAACUGUGAGGAAAGUCAAGGUGGACAUCUUCAAUGGCAAGCUGGCAGCCGGCCGUGGAGUGCUAAAGACUCCUGCAGCCAAGCAGAGAGCCGCUCGUUACAUGAGGGAGCACCGGAGCACACUGUACAAGAAGCUGGGAGUCAAGGUGCUGCAAAAAGAUGAUGGCAGACUGCAGUGGUUUGGCUGCAAAAGAGAUACUCCGCGCUGCUUCCCAUCAGUACAAGGCACGCCAUCCUACGUCCUUUCUGGUCGCAACACGCCGGUCUGCUGCCGCCGCAACAUGCGCCGCGCCGCCCACCACGUGCUGCGCUCGCUGGCGGCCGCCGGCGCGCGCUGCUGGCUCGAGACCACGUCGCUUUUGGGCGCUGUUGUAAGCGGCGACCUGCUCCCGUGGGCGGAGUACGCGGAGGUGGGCGUGCACGCGGCGGACGUGGCGCGCGUGGCGUGGCUCAGCCGCGGCGGCGUGGAUGAUGAAGGGUUCGUGUGGGAGCGGGCCACUAAAGGUCGUUACUACCGAGUAGCGUACUCGUCCACCAAUCGCGUGUACGCGCUAGUGCUGCCCUUCGCGGCCAAGAACGGCACCAUGACGCCCGCCGACUGGGUGUUGGCGCACCAGCGGGAGUUCCCGGAGAGGCAUCUGCAUCCGCUUGCACAGAUCCAGUUCGCAAGUAAACAAGCACCCGCGCCCAACGACGCGCGCGCCUUCCUCGACAUCAAGCUCGGGAAGAACGCCGUCGACAGGAGCCUCCGUCUCGGACCUAAACUACUCUAUCCAUAGACUACAAAGCAUAGCCAUAAAGAAAAAAAUGCGUACUUUUUCGAUAGGCUACUUUUGAAGUUAGCUUGCUUAUGUUUUGCCCAAUGUCAUCAUGUUUCAAUAAUACAUACAAAAGACAGAC